Molecule: messenger RNA, 528 nt
Organism: Cicer arietinum (chickpea)
Lineage: Eukaryota; Viridiplantae; Streptophyta; Magnoliopsida; Fabales; Fabaceae
Source: RefSeq, a predicted model, not a curated record
AUGGUGAACUGGGAUGAUUAUGAUGAAAUAGAAACAGAGGAACCUGAAGAAGCUAGCUUAUGUUUAAUGGCAGAUACUAAAGACAAGGAGAAUUCAAGGAGGCUUGGGUUGAGAAGGGUUGUUAUGUCUGUAUUGUUACUGGACACUGUGAAGGUGGAGACGUGGCUGCAUUUUGAUGAAAAUAAAUCAAAUGGGGUUUAUUUUCCUGAGGAGAAACUUUGCAAAUGGGUUACUCAAUUACUUUUGGCAGUAGAAUACUUGCAUUCAAAUUUUGUUUUACACCGUGACCUAAAGUGUUCUAACAUCUUUCUUACAAAGGAUCAAGAUGUUCGACUGGGGGAUUUUGGGCUUGCUAAGACACUAAAAACCGAUGAUUUGACUUCUUCGAGUUCGUUAUUUUGCAUAAUAUUUGAUUCAAGGGAUACUGUUGUGAAAUGGGCAAAAGAAAUUGGUAUAAAAAAUAAAGUUACCGUUAUUAUCAGAAGAUCAGAUAUAGAGACGGGGUUGAGUCAGCUCACUGGAAACUGA